Messenger RNA from Seminavis robusta, 1728 nucleotides. The record is from the annotation of a GenBank genome assembly. NCBI's taxonomy places the organism in Eukaryota, Bacillariophyta, Bacillariophyceae, Naviculales, Naviculaceae.
AUGGGAGCGGAAAACGGAAAGAAGCUGGCCCCAGUAUCUGGGGCAGAUGAGGACGAUUCUUCCUCUUCAUCGGACGAAGGCCCUUGCUUGAGAUACAUUGAUUUCGCCCCGUUACCCCAAGCAAAUUGGCCCACCAUGUUUCCCUAUGAAGUAGACAUCAACUCAGAGGAGAAGGGAUCUGCGAGACCUGCGAGGCUUCCACUCAAUGUAUCCGUGGGAUCCUCCGCACUGUGGAGGACUCAGAAACGCGAUAGCAUGCUCGGUGAUUGCGCUGAUUCCUGCAGCGAUGAGUCUGGCGACAGCAACAACGAUUCAUGCUCGGAUGAUUUCAACGAAAGCAUGAGCACGUUUUCUCAAGAGAGCGAGGUAAAGCACAUUAGGACGAAGAGAGCUCACACCCAUCGAGCAGAGGUUUCCAGAACCAACCAUCAUGCAAAAAGGAGUCAGCAAAGGAGUCAGCAAGAGAAACUAAAAAGGAGCACAAAACCAAGUAAGAAAGGGCCCCUCCAUAAUAGUGACAGCCGCCCCAGGAAGACUCGCCAUGAUGUCAAUCACAGGCUAGGCUCCAGCGCUAGCUCCUUACCAGUAACCAGGCAGCAGUCGCAGAUUCAAAAUCAUAUGGCAAGGCGAGGAAGCACCCCGUGCAUAAGCGGAAGAUCAUCGCCACCGCCAGGCAGUUUGGAUAUUACCAGGCAAAGCCAACAACGGGUUCCCGGUCAGAGAGUACAGCGCGGUGGGAGAGCCGCUGACCAAAAAGUUGGGGCACGCAAGAAAGAACCUGGGGCCAGAAACAAAGAAGCCCGGGCCAGAAACAAAGAAAGCAGAGGCAGGAGAGAACUACAAAAUGGCCGAUAUCUCCAACGACGCCCAAGCAGAAGGGCUAGUUUAAGUGCUCUAGAAUCCAAGAACGACGCCAAAGAGAGUACGGAAGCCAUUGUGGUCUCCGAACCACCAAGCAACCAAGCGUCUACCGUAGGCCCAAAAAGCCCAAAGGGCAUGUCGGCUCAAAGAGACAGACACACAGGAAAAGGCAAAGCACCCCAAUCCAAUCCUGCUAAGAAGCAACACGGCUGGACUCCCAGCUUGAGCUUUUUGGAAGCCCAACGACGAUACCCAAAACAAGCUUCGCACGAGUCGGUGAUAACGGCUCCCACAGUCGACUCCACACUGCCCAGCAUCACAACCGAGCAUUGCAGCAGACAAAUAAUUGAAGUGGCAACGAGCACCCAGGUGUCCCAGGAUGAACCCCACUCUUUGACCAAAGCAGCACAGCAAGCAGCAUCUGCGUCGGUGGCAGCCCUGUUGGCAGCACAGCCGCACCUCGACAGCUUAUCGUCCGCCUCCACCAUCAGCACGACGACGACGAGUACACACGGCCAAGGGGACAACUCCACGGCGGCGUUGGCAGCUGCGUUAUCCGCGGCAGCAACAGCCGCUGCUUCUGCGGCUGCGGCUCUGUCCUCCUUACCUCUCCAAGGACAAGGGAUAUCUCUAUCCUCCUUCUCUCUCCAAGGUCAAGGUGAAGGGUCAACCAGUUCGUCCAUCGUGCAGGAGCUGGAGCGGAACGCCCUCAUUGAGAAACUGACGUGGGAAAACGCAGCCUUGACGAAAGAAAACCAAAGGCUCAAGCGACUCUUAUCAAAGGCAACGCCAAGUAGUGCAACACCCCAAACCACGUCUCGUGUUGAUACGUGGGACCAAUUUUCGGAGGAUGUAUGGAAUCAGUGA